UUCAGUUUACAGCUUGUGAAUUUGUCACAAGACAAAGUAGAGCUGUAGCAUAGGAACCGGAGAUUUGAGCGACUAAAAGGGUAAAGAGCAAGAGAAAAAAAAAGUUUCAAUUGUCAACUCCAAUCCUUCUCCGACGAAAUCAUGAACACAAUUUCACGCUCGCCAUUGCCGGAAAACUUCCUCGCACUACCCAUUAAGUCCACCAAAAUCCCUUCCCCACGUAUUCAAUUCACAAGUCCACAAAACCCUUUCAAUUCUAGACCCCCAGUUCCCCGUUUCUCCAUCGAUUCAUCCAAAUCCCCAACUCCAGUGAUCCCCGUCGAGCCACCGCCGUUGGUCGUCGUCGGCUCGGCCAAUGCUGACAUUUACGUGGAGAUCGACCGGCUACCGGAGGAGGGAGAGACUAUCUCCGCUAAAAGUGGCCAGACUCUGGCUGGCGGCAAGGGGGCCAAUCAGGCCUGCUGCGGUGGCAAGCUCGAGUACCCAACUUACUUUGUGGGUCAGGUUGGCAAGGAUGCUCAUGGGAAGCUGAUCACGGCGGCGCUUGAGGAUGGUGGCGUCCGGCUUGAUCAUUUGGCUACUGUGGCGGCAGCGCCGACGGGGCACGCGGUAGUGAUGUUACAGUCUGGCGGGCAGAAUUCUAUCAUCAUUGUUGGUGGUGCUAAUAUGAAUUGUUGGCCUGAUGCGUUAUCUGAUAGUGAUUUGGAGGUUAUAAGAAAUGCUGGGAUCGUUUUGCUACAGAGGGAGAUUCCUGAUUCAGUCAAUAUCCAAGUUGCAAAGGCUGCCAGGAGUGCUGGGGUUCCAGUUAUUUUGGAUGCUGGUGGAGUUGACGCUCCUAUCCCACAAGAACUGCUUGACCAUGUUGAUAUUUUUAGUCCAAAUGAAAGUGAGCUAAGUCGCCUAACAGGAUGCCCAACUGAAAGCUUCGAACAAAUUGGACAAGCUGUAGAAAAAUGCUAUAAAAUGGGUGUCAAGCAAGUUCUUGUAAAACUCGGGGACAAAGGAUCUGCUUUUUUUACCCAAGGGGAAAAACCAAUCAGACAAUCCAUCAUAUCAGCUGCGGAGGUACUUGAUACUACUGGAGCUGGUGAUACUUUUACCGCAUCUUUUGCUGUGGCACUCGUUGAAGGAAAGUCAAAGGAGGAAUGCCUGAAAUUUGCGGCUGCUGCGGCCUCACUUUGUGUUCAAGUGAAGGGAGCCAUUCCCAGCAUGCCUGAUAGGGAAUCAGUGCGGAAUCUCCUUCAGUCUGUUUGAGGGUACAUAUUUAAUUUUUAAUGGACAUGCUAACUUUCUUGAUGUGAAUAAACAAUCUACAGAGCUGCCCUUUUCAACUUUUAAGUUAUUUGAUAAGAGUAUUCUUAGCCAGACCAAUUGGUCCGUCAGCUUUCUUUAGUUCUUUUUUCUUUUGGGGGGCUUUGUUCAUAUUAUUUUUGAAGAAACACACAAAAUGUAAGACCUAACACAAAUAAAAAGAUUCUUAUUGUGCACUUUCACCAACA
Cucumis sativus (cucumber) is the source of this 1499-nucleotide messenger RNA. RefSeq names its product ribokinase. Gene Ontology annotation, biological process: D-ribose metabolic process. Gene Ontology annotation, molecular function: ribokinase activity. The record is from RefSeq and is a predicted model, not a curated record. Lineage: Eukaryota; Viridiplantae; Streptophyta; Magnoliopsida; Cucurbitales; Cucurbitaceae. The coding region runs from base 142 to 1254 and encodes 370 amino acids. The transcript is spliced from 4 exons.